UUUAACUAUUCCAUUAUGUUUUUAUUUUUAUUUUCCCCAAUUUAAACUUAUUUAUUUCCUUCCUCCUUUUCCAGAACCCUAAAAUUUUACAUUUCUCAGAAGUAUUCCUGAAAUCACACCCCCAAACAAUUAGUGUUUCUAAUUCCUGGUAAUUAUCAGGACUUGUUUCCCAGUUUUUUUUUUACUGGAUUUCAGUUCCUGCUGUUCUAAGCUCUGUUCUUUCUCUACAAUGGUGAAUAGAAGCUUCAGAUUUUCUGGAAUCACAGUUCUGUGUUCUUGAGCUUUCUUCUUUCAGCAGCCAAGCUAGGGUUUUGGGUCCUAGGGUCUUCAAUUUUCAGCUCAAAUUGUUGCUCUGUACUACUUUUAUUGCAGAAAACAAAUUAUGGGUAUUUCUGGGUUCUGAUUUUGCUUCAGAAAGCUGAAGACUUUGAUGGGUAGGCUGUAAAUUUCAGAGGGUGUUUAGGGUUUAGGUUUAAGCUUUUCUAGGGUUUUGGGUUUGUUCUUGUUUAGCUGGGAAAAAAAAUGGAGGAGAAAGACAGCUUGAUGGUUUCUGGAGUUGUAGUGAGCAAUGACCCAUCUCAAGAUAUUUACAGGAUUGCCCCCAGGACUGAAAUCCACCCCCAAUCUGUGGGUCCUACAAUGGCGGCGGCGGCGGCAGCUACGGCGUCGCCGAUGAGCUCAGGCUUGACGGCCGGCACGGAUUCUCUAAAGAAAAAGAGGGGCCGGCCGAGGAAGUACGGGGCCGACAAGGGCUCGCCGGCGUCGGCGUUGUCGCCGAUGCCGAUUUCGUCGUCGGUGCCGCUCACCGGAGAGUUCUCGGCUUGGAAAAGGGGCCGGGGCCGGCCCGUUGACUCGGUCAAGAAGGCUUCGCAUAAGUAUGACGUGUUUGAGAGCUCAGGCGAGAAACUUGCAUACUCUGUUGGUGCUAAUUUUACACCUCAUAUCCUUACUGUCAAUACUGGCGAGGAUGUUACUAUGAAGAUCAUGACAUUCUCUCAACAAGGAUCUCGUGCGAUUUGCAUACUUUCUGCAAAUGGUACCAUUUCAAAUGUCACCCUUCGACAGCCCAGUACUUCUGGAGGUACCUUAACUUAUGAGGGCCGAUUUGAGAUACUUUCAUUGUCUGGAUCAUAUAUGCCAACUGAGAAUGCAGGAACAAAGAGCAGGUCAGGUGGCAUGAGCGUGUCUUUGGCAGGUCCAGACGGUAGAGUUGUUGGGGGAGGACUGGCUGGGCUAUUGAUAGCUGCAGGACCUGUGCAGGUUGUGGUAGGAAGUUUUCUACCAGGUCACCAGCAGGAACACAAGCCCAAGAAGCAGAGAAUCGAAUCAGGAUCGUCACCAAUUGUCCCCAUCAUUGUCAACUCUGUGACUGGUGAAGAAAUAAAGGGUUACAGUGGAUUAAAACCCAUCAUGAUGACUACUUCCUUCCACGGAGACAAUUCAAAUUCGCUAAGCCACCCAAUGCAUCAGAACUUUAAGAAUUCAACUCCUGAGAAUAACUCAUUGGUAGCAGAAGAAGACUCCAAAGGCUCUGGCCAAUCGAACUGUGAAGUUUCUUGUUGAUCAUGAUUUCCGCGGUCUCCUUGUGUGAUUUGUUGUCCUGAAUAGUUUUCUUCAGACUUGGUAACAUCUAGGCUCACUCAACCUCUGUCUGACGUCUAUUCGUGAAGGACAAACUAGGCUUAACCUCUUGUUGUUGUUUUAACCAGGAACAUUCUCAGUAGGUAUUAUUUUAGUCUCUUGAUCAUGAGGCUUAUUAUGUGGCUGGUUUCGUAUUCUAGUAUUUCUAGUCUUGUACUCUGUAGCAAUUCUUAGAUGUAUGAUGUAUCAAACAUGUUUAGUCAUUUGUAUCAUCACAUCGAGUUCAUGGUU
Argentina anserina (silverweed cinquefoil) is the source of this 1872-nucleotide messenger RNA. RefSeq names its product AT-hook motif nuclear-localized protein 7. Bases 523 to 1563 code for a protein of 346 amino acids. NCBI's taxonomy places the organism in Eukaryota, Viridiplantae, Streptophyta, Magnoliopsida, Rosales, Rosaceae. Gene Ontology annotation, molecular function: minor groove of adenine-thymine-rich DNA binding. The transcript has 5 exons. The record is from RefSeq and is a predicted model, not a curated record.